AUUUUAGGGUAAGACUCCAUAUGAUCUAGCAGCAGCAAUGAAAAAUAGGCAGUAUAAAGAAGUAAUGGAAUACUUAAAGGCUGCUGUACUAAAGACGAAAGAUUCUAUGUUGAACAAACUGCUUGGCAGCGGAAGCUACCAAUCGUUUGACAUGCGCUGCAUGGUAACCGGCCAGUUUGCUACUGGGAAAUCAAGUCUAGUCAAGCUUUUAGUUGGGGAUAAUGUUCCAGAAGGGCGACAUGCGACUGAUGGCAUUUCCCUCGUUGAAGGUCGCUGUGGACUUGAUAUAGAGACAAGAAAUUGGAUCAUGAUUGAUCCAGGAACAUAUAAUGCCUUGGAUGUAGUAUACAAUAAGGUUUUAAUGACCUCUGUUGAAAAGGAUGAAAGAAAACAAACAAAAACAUCAGGAAAACAUAAAUCGGAUGCAAAACUUGUUGAACUUCCAAAUAAAGAUGAUAUUCAUUCUCAGAAGUCAGAAGCUACCAAGUCAACAUAUUUUCCUGUGAACCUCUCAGGUGAGCCUUUUACACAGCAACAAGCUACCAAGUCGACAUAUUUCCCUGUGAACCUCUCAGGUGAACCCACUACACAGCCACAAGCUACCAAGUCGACAUAUUUACCUGUGAACCUCUCAGAUGAACCUUCUACACAGCCACAAUCUACCAAGUCAACAUCUUUCCCUCUGAACCUCUCGGGUGAACCCUCUCAGCAGCCACAAGCAGCCCAAUCUUUGUCACAACAGAUUUCCUCUAUUGAGUCUAAAACACAGCAAAUGAAGAAGAAAAUGACAACUAAAAUGACCAAGAAAGAAAUGAGAAAGAAAAUGGAAAAGGUCCUCAAAACUGGUAAAUAUGAAAUGAAAGUUGGCAGACUCAUCUUCUGGGACUUUGGUGGACAGUAUGUCUAUUAUACAACACACCAGACAUUCAUGACUUUCAGAGCUUUGUUUCUAGUAGUUUUUAAAGGCAGUGCUUUAAGGCCUGACUUUUAAGUCAUGAGGUUCAUCUUUUCAUACGCAAUCUUGGCAGGGGGUCUUUUGGCCAGAAAUAGAUCCGGAAAUGUUCGAAUUUCUCCUCUUCUUUUUAUGGUAUGAUAUGGUUUUUAUUUCUUUCAUUUACAUUGGGGACUAAAUAAACGAUCAGUGUGUUUUGUUUGUUUUAUAGAACUUGUUAUGAGUGUGUAUUUUGCAUUAUAAGCAGUCAACCUGACUACAAACUAUCAUUAUGUGUAUUCUGUGCGGAAAGAGGUCGGGUCAAUUUCGAGUGUUAU
Mytilus trossulus (common blue mussel) is the source of this 1269-nucleotide messenger RNA. RefSeq lists its product as uncharacterized. Lineage: Eukaryota; Metazoa; Mollusca; Bivalvia; Mytilida; Mytilidae. Bases 38 to 991 code for a protein of 317 amino acids. The transcript has 4 exons. The record is from RefSeq and is a predicted model, not a curated record.